AUUGGUCUACGAGCCUGGGGGUUUAAAACGUUCAAACGCAGGGCGGCUGGCUGAGCGGUGCGGUGCAGUUAGCGGAGGGUAAAAAGCUGACGUUGUCUCUACACACCGGCCCGUCACUCACGUCUCAUCGUCGCCUAAUCCUAUUAUAAUAAUAAUGGCCUCUCAGAACGUGGACCCGGCCGCCGCCAAUUCCGCGGCCCAGAGGAAAGGACGGGAGUCCGGGACUCAGGCUGCUCGGGGCUCUGUGGGCAAGAGGUUACAGCAGGAACUGAUGACAUUGAUGAUGUCUGGCAAUAAAGGCAUCUCAGCUUUCCCAGAGUCAGAUAACCUCUUCAAAUGGAUUGGCACAAUUGAUGGUGCUGUGGGAACAGUUUAUGAGAAUUUAAGGUACAAGCUUUCUCUGGAAUUCCCAAGCGGCUACCCCUACAAUGCACCAGCUGUGAAGUUUAUUACCCCAUGCUUUCACCCUAAUGUAGACAGUCAUGGAAACAUCUGCUUGGACAUUCUAAAAGAUAAAUGGUCAGCUCUGUACGAUGUUCGGACCAUAUUGCUCUCCUUACAAAGCCUUCUUGGAGAACCAAAUAACGACAGUCCCUUGAAUGCACAGGCUGCAGAGCUCUGGCAGAAUCAGACAGCAUACAAGAAGCAUUUACUUGAGCAAUACAAGAAGCACACCCAAGAAAAGGACAUUUGACCGGCUGGCUGUUGUGUUCUGUAUAUGAAUGCUGUAAUAUACGCUUAAGUUAAUAAGAGUUUGAUUGUUGUGUACAAAUAAAGUGAUUUUAAUUUUUUGAAUGUAUUGUUAAGGUUUUCAUGUCCCAUGUACAUUGAUCCUCAGUCUGCCUUUCCUGAAGUUGCAGUAGGAUUUUUUUUUAGUUGCUGACUUUGCCAAAUUCAUUAAAGAUUUAUAAUAACACA
Molecule: messenger RNA, 918 nt
Organism: Rana temporaria (common frog)
Lineage: Eukaryota; Metazoa; Chordata; Amphibia; Anura; Ranidae
Gene: UBE2C
Product: ubiquitin conjugating enzyme E2 C
Exons: 6
Coding region: 155-694 (179 amino acids)
Source: RefSeq, a predicted model, not a curated record